AUGAUACAAGACAUGAAGGACAAGAUCUUUAUUAUUUGGAGAAGGAUGUUGACAGCACAAAGCCGGCAAAAGAGUUACCCAGACAAACACCGCCUCCAAUUGGAAUUCAAUGUGGGUGACCUUGUGUAUCUACAGGUCUCGCCAAUGAAAGGAGUAAUGCGAUUGGGCAAGAAAGGGAAGCUAAGCCCAAGAUUUGUUGGACCUUUCGAAGUUAAAGAAGUAGUUGGCCUCGUGGCAUACAAAGUCGAGUUACCGCCAGCUCUAUUUGAAAUUCAUAACAUCUUCCAUGUUUCAACUCUGAGAAAGCAUGUUCAUGACCCGCGUCAUAUUGUGGACUACGAACCUCUCCAAGUUCAAAACGAUCUCGAAUACGAAGAAUUGCCAGUUCAAAUUCUUGAUCGAAAAGAGCAACGAUUAAGGACCAAAACUAUUCCUUUAGUUAAAAUCCUUUGGCGAAAUCACGAUGUUGAAGAAGCAUCUUGGGAACUCGAACAUGAAAUGAGGAACAAAUAUCCACAUUUGUUUUGA
This is a messenger RNA of Alnus glutinosa, 528 nucleotides long. RefSeq lists its product as uncharacterized. The record is from RefSeq and is a predicted model, not a curated record. Bases 1 to 528 code for a protein of 175 amino acids. The transcript has a single exon. Lineage: Eukaryota; Viridiplantae; Streptophyta; Magnoliopsida; Fagales; Betulaceae.